AUGGCCUUUGCUCUUCCUAGCACUGACGGCCGCGUCGUCACCGUCCUCGGCGGCGGUGUCCUCGGCCGUCGCAUUGCCUGCGCCUGGGCCGCCUCCGGCUUCGAGGUUGUCAUCCGCGACCCCUCUGCCGAGCAGCGCUCUGCCGCCGUCCACUACUGCGAGGUGUCCAUGGACCAGUACUCGGACCACAAGGAGCGCGCCAAGGUCUCUGCCACCGAGGACCUUGCCGAGUCGGUCAGCAAGGCCUGGCUCGUCAUCGAGGCCGUCCCUGAGAAGCUCAACCUCAAGAUCUCGACCUUUGCCGAUCUCGAGAAGCUCGCGCCCGCCGACGCCAUCCUCUGCUCCAACUCCUCCUCCUACAAGUCCCGCGAGAUGAUUGAUGGCCUGAAGGAGACUACCAAGCAGCGCAUCUGCAACAUGCACUACUACAUGCCGCCUGACAACCGCAUUGUCGAGCUCAUGACCUGCGGUAGCUCCGACCCUUCCAUCUUCCCCUUCCUUGUCGAGAAGCUCCGCGCCGUCGGCAUGCACCCCUUUGUCGCCCGCAAGGAGUCCACUGGUCUCAUCUUCAACCGUCUCUGGGCUGCCAUCAAGCGUGAGGUUCUCAACAUUCUUGCCGAGGGCGUCUCGGUCCCCGAGGAGAUUGAUGCCAUCUGGGCCGAGGCCUGGGGCAACAACAAGUUUGGCCCUGCUGGCAUGAUGGACGGUGUUGGUCUUGACACUGUUUCCUUCAUUGAGCAGCACUACAUUGCGGAGCGCGGCCUCCCCAGCCAGCCCGUCGACUUCCUCAAGUCGUACAUUGAGGAGGGCCGCCUUGGUGUCAAGUCCGGCAAGGGCGGUCUCUACCCUCCCGAGUUCUACGCCAAGAUGGCUGCCCAGGGCACCAGCGAGCACACCCCCCUCCUCUACUUCCUCGACAUUGGUCUGUCCGUCGAGAACCCUCUCGAUGCCUUCCACGCCGGCCGUGUCCUCAUUGGUUCUGCCGACGGCCGUCCCCUCAAGGAGCUUGUUAUUGACCAGCUCACCCCCGACGGCAUCGACAUCUCCAUCCCUGCCGGUAAGAUCUUCUGGACCAGCAUGGGCAUCCCCAACAAGAACGACGGCUCCGUCUACUCUGCCAACCUGGACGGCAGCGACGUCACUGCCAUUGUCCCCAAGGGCGCCGUCCACACCCCCAAGCAGCUCAACCUCGACCAGACCAACAAGAAGGUCUACUUCUCGGACCGCGAGGGCCUGCGCGUCAUGCGCGCCAACUACGACGGCUCCGAGCUCGAGACCCUCGUCGAGACGGGCGACUGGGAGAACCAGGAGCACGCCGACGACCAGACCAGAUGGUGCGUCGGUAUCACUGUCGAUGCGACCGCCGGCAAGUUCUACUGGACCCAAAAGGGCCCCUCCAAGGGCAACAAGGGCCGCAUCUUCCGCGCCAACAUUGCCUUCCAGAACGGCGAGACGGCCAAGAACCGCUCCGACAUCGAGACCAUCUUCCAGAACCUGCCCGAGCCUAUUGACCUUGAGCUCGACACCGAGGCCGGCAACCUCUACUGGACCGACCGUGGCGAGCUGCCCAUUGGUAACAGCGUCAACCGUGCCAAGAUUGCCGACAUCAAGCCCAUCACCGAUGCUGCCUUUACCAGCUGGCCUAGCCGCGACUACAACAUCAUCUCCCGCAACAUGCACGAGGCCAUUGGUAUCAAGCUCGACACCAAGAACCGCCACAUCUACACCACCGACCUCGGUGGCGCGGUUUACCAGACCGACAUGGACGGCGGUGACCGCAAGAGAUUCUACGAGAACUCGGGUGCAUUUGCUGGCAUCACUCUUGCCCACGUCUAA
Molecule: messenger RNA, 1836 nt
Organism: [Torrubiella] hemipterigena
Lineage: Eukaryota; Fungi; Ascomycota; Sordariomycetes; Hypocreales; Clavicipitaceae
Source: the annotation of a GenBank genome assembly